Messenger RNA from Durotheca rogersii, 1383 nucleotides. RefSeq lists its product as uncharacterized. NCBI's taxonomy places the organism in Eukaryota, Fungi, Ascomycota, Sordariomycetes, Xylariales, Xylariaceae. Bases 247 to 1137 code for a protein of 296 amino acids. The record is from RefSeq and is a predicted model, not a curated record. The transcript has a single exon.
CUACAGCACCCUGUGGAUAGCGGCUCUCUCUUGCUAUAGGAUAGUCUGUGGGUGCCUUACAGCAGCACCCCUCUGCCCCCCUCGCUGACCUCGCGCCACUGGCCGUCCCCAACUACAGACCUUAGGUACCUAACCGCGAAUCGCAGACGGGAUUUCUACGACUAAAUACUCCGUCGCAUUACAACAUACGACUCCAACAUUGGACUCUCACAUACACGCCUACCGUUUGUGAUUCACCCACUCGAGAUGCAGAUAACGCAACACGCGGACCGACAUCACGAGAAUAAGCAUGUCGACCUGUUGAUCCUCGGCGCCGGCUGGACGUCCACGUUCCUCAUCCCGCUCCUCGAGCGGGAGGGGAUCGCGUACGCGGCCACCACGACGGAUGGACGGGACGGCACGAUCAGCUUCAAGUUCGACGCGGAGUCGCGCGACCCAGAACCGUUCAGGGCGCUCCCGUCCGCGACGACGGUGCUCAUCACCUUCCCGCUCGUCGGCGAGGGCCAGUCCGCCCGCCUCGUCUCCCUGUACGGGUCCACGCACGAGACCGCGUCCCGCUUCGUGCAGCUGGGCGCGACGAGCAUCUGGACGGCACCGACGUGGCACGACGACUCGUCGCCGUACUCGCACACCGACCCCCGCGCCGUCGCCGAGGACGAGCUGAUGGCGAAGUCCGGCGGUGCCGUGCUGAACCUCGCCGGCCUCUACGGCGCGGCGCGCCAGCCGCGGGACUGGGUCGACCGCGUGGUCAAGACCAAGGCCGACCUCAAGGGCAAGGGCGCGCUGCACGUGGUGCACGGAGAGGAUGUCGCUAGGGCCAUCGUCGCGCUGCACCGCAACUUUACGCCCGGCAAGCGCUGGCUCCUGACCGACUUGCAUGUUUACGACUGGUGGGAUCUGGCGCAGGAUUGGGCGGUUCAGACGUUGCGGACGACAGAAACUGACGAGCUCCAGGACGACAUUUCGAUCGCUAAAGUCGAGAGGCAGAGGGAAUUGCUAGCUUGGGUCGGUGAGCUCAUGGUGGAAGAGGGGGUCAGAGCGCUGCCAAGGGAGACAUCUCGGCUGGGACGCGCGCUGGACGGUAGGGGGUUUUGGCGGGCGAUGGGCAUCUGGCCGAUCCAAGGGCGGCUGCGAUGAGCUUCUCUUGGGUGUGUGUGUGUGUGUGUUCUUAUUUCUCGUCCUUUACAACGGCUAAGUAGCGAGAGAGACACACACAGAGAGAAAACUACGUGGGCAAGUUGAGAUCUGAAAAUAGAUGAAAGAGCGGAUAGCCAGAUGCCUAUAAUCGUGACGAAGAAGGGCUUGCCCUUGGCCGGAUCCAUCAUCAGGUACUCAUAGGUCCAUAUAUAUGUACCUAGGUACCCAAUGUGUGCACGCACCACU